Molecule: messenger RNA, 7729 nt
Organism: Callorhinchus milii (elephant shark)
Lineage: Eukaryota; Metazoa; Chordata; Chondrichthyes; Chimaeriformes; Callorhinchidae
Gene: clasp1a
Product: cytoplasmic linker associated protein 1a
Biological process (GO): mitotic spindle assembly
Cellular component (GO): microtubule organizing center; mitotic spindle; cytoplasmic microtubule
Molecular function (GO): microtubule binding; kinetochore binding
Source: RefSeq, a predicted model, not a curated record
CCGGGCGGCUCGGAUGUACUGUGCUGUGCGGAGCGGGAGCCAAAGGCCAAACAAAGGGAGGGGGGAUUGCCUUCAACGUUCAGGAAAUCGAAUUAUGAGGGACCUUUGUUACACUCCCCACUGCUCCGGGUUUGCUGCUAUUUUUUUAUUAGGAUUUUGAAUCCCUUUAUCCAGCUGCUUCUGAAAAGACACAUGCUGCAUUGCUGCCGUUCCCAAGAUUGUAUCUGUUCACCACGGCCGCUCGAUAACCUUCAGGAAACCGAUAGACGACCUCUAGGAUAAAUAUAAAAUAGUUUUUUUCAGACCUACUGCCCUUGUUCUGCUGCUGCUGCAUCCUAAACAUGGAGCCCAACCUGGAAUAUUACUUGGCGCAAGUGCUUCAGAAGGAUAUGGGACGUCGGCUGCAAAUUGCUCAAGACCUAAUCGAGUAUAUCAAUGAUCGUCAGAAAUCCAUCGAAUUGGAACAGGACCAGGGAAUGCUUGAUCGAAUGGUUGAUGGCCUUGCUACAGGAUGGGUCAACGCCAGUAACUUUAAGGUUGCCUUGUUUGGCAUUGAGAUUUUCUCUGCCCUGGUCUCGCGUCUUCAGGAUCGUUUUAAAUCGCAGAUUGGCACAGCCCUACCCAGCUUGAUAGACCGACUAGGAGAUGCAAAGGAUCAAGUACGAGAACAGGAUCAAAGUCUGCUGCUAAAGAUCAUGGAACAGGCAGCCACUCCACAGUAUGUUUGGGAGCGAAUAUUGGGAGGAUUCAAACACAAGAAUUUUCGAUCCAGAGAAGGGGUUUGUCUUUGCCUUAUUGCAACGUUAAAUAGUCAUGGAGCCCACAGUUUAACCCUAAGCAAAAUUGUACCCCACAUCUGUAACUUAUUAGGAGAUCCAAACAGUCAGGUCCGAGAUGCAGCAAUAAAUAGCUUAGUAGAAAUAUACAGACAUGUAGGAGAACGAGUCCGAACAGAUCUUCAUAAAAAGGGGCUCCCACAAUCACGGUUGAAUGUAAUUUUUGCAAAAUUUGAUGAUGUCCAGAAAUCUGGAAACAUGAUACUGAGUUCAACUGAUAAAAAUUUUGACGAUGAGGAUUCUGUGGACGGUAACCGACCUUCUUCUGCCAGUUCUGCAUCUUCGAAAGUUCUCACCUCCCGACGUCCCGUUGGUGUGGCUACCGGUCGUAGAUUAGCUGGGGUUGGGUCCAAGAGCACAUCAGUAAACACAGCUGCUGGUGCUGUUGAUGAGGAUGAUUUCAUUCGUGGAUUCGAAGAAGUUCCAAUAGUGCAGAUUUAUUCCAACAGAGAUCUCGAAGAAUCCAUCAAUAAAAUUCGAGAAAUUUUAUCAGAUGAUAAACAUGACUGGGAACAGCGAGUAACUGCUCUGAAAAAGAUAAGAUCUCUAAUCAUGGGCGGAGCUGCCGAGUACGAAUCUUUCUUUCAACAUCUGCGUCUUUUAGAUGGAGCAUUAAAAUUAUCAGCAAAAGAUCUGCGAUCUCAAGUUGUGCGGGAGGCUUGUCUCACAUUGGGAUAUCUCUCAUCUGUUCUGGAUCGCUUUGAUCACGGAGCAGAAUCCAUUAUGCCAACAUUAUUCAAUCUUGUUCCUAAUAGUGCCAAAAUCAUGGCCACAUCUGGCGUAGCAACUAUCAGAUUAAUCAUUCGAAAUACCCACUUCCCUCGAUUAAUACCCAUCAUCUCAAGCAACUGUGCAUCAAAGUCAGUGGCUGUUCGGAGACGUUCUUUUGAAUUUUUGGAUCGAUUACUACAAGAAUGGCAAACGCACAGCCUAGAAAAACAUGUAGGUCUUCUCGCAGAAACUAUAAAGAAGGGUAUCCAUGACGCAGACUCGGAGGCAAGGGUAGAAGCUCGAAAAGUAUACUGGGAUUUCCACGGCCACUUCAGUAGGGAAGCUGACAUCUUAUUUAAUUCAUUGGAGCCUUCCUACCAGAAAGCCUUGCAGUCUCACCUGAAAAAUUCAGACAGCAUUGUUUCCUUGCCACAAUCAGAUCGCUCGUCAUCCAGUUCACAAGAGAGUUUAAACCGCCCUCUGUCUACAAAGCGAAGUCCAACUGGGGGAAGCUCAGUAUCUCGAGCUUCCGCAGUGAGUGCAAAACCGGUCUCCAUCCCGGGGGCCCUGCAGCGUUCUCGCAGUGAUAUUGACGUGAAUGCAGCCGCUAAUGCCAAGUCUCGUUUGACCGCCACUCCAAGCAAUACACCUGGGCACUUCAGCUCAGCUGCAGCUCUACCUCCAGGAUCGUAUGCAUCCUUAGGGGUUUCUGCAAAGAAGGAUGGUCGUGUGCGCUCUAGACGGCAGAGCGCUGGGAGCACCACCAGUAUAGCCAGCACACCCGCUGACACCAGAGGCAGGAGCCGAGCUAAAGUAGUAUCUCAGUCACAGCGAUCCAGAUCAGCUAAUCCAGCAGGCGCUGGCAGUAGAUCGAGCUCCCCUGGCAAGCUAUUGGGUAGCACGUACUCCGGCAUGAGCACAGGAGCACAGCGGGUCGCAGUAGUACAACCAUCGUCUGAGAAACGCAGUAAGAUCCCACGCAGUCAAGGAUGCAGUAGGGAAGCCAGCCCCAACAGGUUGGGGUUAGAUCGCUAUGGGCUGGGACAAGCGGGUCGUUUGCCUGCCUCGGUAAACGCCAUGAGGGUUCUCAACACGAGCACAGAGGUAGAGGCUGCUGUGGCAGAUGCACUGCUGUUGGGAGACUCCAGGAGUAAGAAAAAGCCUGUGAGGAGGAGGUACGAGCCGUAUGGAAUGUACUCUGAUGAUGACGCAAACAGUGACGCCUCCAGCGCUUGUUCAGAGCGGUCCUACGGUUCCAGAAACGGAGGCAUCCCACAUUAUCUACGUCAGACAGAGGACGUGGCGGAGGUGUUAAACCAUUGCGCCAGCUCAAAUUGGUCUGAGCGGAAGGAGGGGCUCGUUGGCCUUCAAAACCUGCUUAAAAGUCAGAGGACAUUAAGCCGUGUUGAACUGAAGCGAUUGUGUGAGAUAUUCACUCGAAUGUUUGCGGAUCCUCAUAGCAAGAGAGUAUUCAGCAUGUUUCUGGAGACGUUGGUAGAUUUCAUAAUCAUCCAUAAGGAAGAUCUUCAGGACUGGCUGUUUGUACUGCUGACUCAGCUGUUGAAGAAGAUGGGAGCAGAUCUGUUAGGUUCUGUACAGGCCAAGGUUCAGAAAGCACUGGACGUCACCAGAGAGUCCUUUCCAUUUGAUCAACAGUUCAACAUUCUUAUGCGCUUUAUUGUCGAUCAAACACAAACACCUAACCUCAAGGUUAAAGUUGCGAUCUUGAAGUAUAUUGAGAGGCUGGCCAGACAGAUGGACCCAGUGGACUUUGUUAACUCCAGUGAGACCCGUCUUGCUGUUUCCCGAAUCAUAACCUGGACAACAGAACCAAAGAGCUCUGAUGUGAGAAAGGCUGCACAGAUCGUACUGAUUUCUCUGUUUGAGCUGAACACCCCUGAAUUCAGCAUGUUACUUGGUGCCUUGCCAAAAACAUUCCAAGACGGUGCCACCAAGCUCCUACACAACCACUUGAAGAACUCCAGCAACACCAGCGUGGGAUCACCCAGUAAUACAAUGGGACGCACGCCUUCACGACACUCUAGCAGCCGAACAAGCCCCCUUACAUCUCCGACCAACUGUUCCCAUGGAGGGCUCUCCCCAAGCAUGCUGGACUAUGACACAGAGAACCUGAACUCCGAUGAAAUCUAUAGCUCUCUUCGCGGAGUGACGGAAGCCAUUCAAAACUUCAGUUUCCGCAGCCAAGAGGAUUUGAACGAACCCAUCAAAAGGGAGGGGAAGAAAGACAGUGACAAUGUCUCUCGCGAUGGAGGAAUUGCGUCCCCAUCCUCUGACAUUCGUGGAGGAGGGGAACCUAUGGAGGGCGGGAGAACAGCUCUCGACAACAAAACCUCUUUGCUUAACACUCCUCCCCCGCGGUGUUUCUCUGGGCCUCGGACUCGGGAUUACAAUCCAUAUAACUAUUCAGAUACUAUCAACGCUUUUGACAAGACUGCGCUCAAAGAAGCCAUGUUUGAUGAUGAUAUGGAACAGUUCCGUGAUGUUCCCAUCGACCACUCUGAUCUGGUUGCUGACCUCCUGAAAGAACUGUCGAAUCACAAUGAGCGAGUGGAGGAACGGAAGGGAGCAUUACUGGACCUCCUAAAGAUCACCAGGGAGGACACACUUGGGGUGUGGGAUGAGCACUUCAAAACUAUUCUGCUUCUUCUCCUGGAGACCUUAGGAGACAAGGAUCACUCAAUUAGAGCACUCGCCUUAAGAGUUUUACGGGAAAUCCUACGGAACCAGCCAGCGAGGUUUAAAAACUACGCAGAACUAACCAUCAUGAAAACGCUGGAAGCGCACAAAGACUCCCACAAAGAGGUGCUAAGGGCUGCAGAAGAGGCUGCUGCUACAUUGGCAAGUUCCAUACAUCCCGAACAGUGCAUCAAAGUGCUCUGCCCCAUUAUCCAGACAGCUGACUACCCCAUCAACCUCGCUGCCAUUAAGAUGCAAACCAAGGUGAUCGAGAGGAUCACCAAGGAGUCCCUUCACCAGCUUCUUCCAGACAUCAUCCCAGGGUUGCUUCAGGGGUAUGACAACACUGAAAGCAGUGUGCGUAAAGCGAGCGUAUUUUGCCUGGUGGCAAUUUAUUCUGUAAUCGGAGAAGAGCUAAAACCUUACCUUGCACAGCUCACCGGAAGUAAAAUGAAAUUACUAAACUUGUACAUAAAAAGGGCCCAGACUACAAACAGCAACAGUAGCUCAUCGUCAGACGUAUCGAGCCACAGCUAACGAGAGCAUCGGUGGUGCUCAGUCGGACGGGAACAACCGUGCCUCUUCAGUGACCUUUCUGCUCAGAGUUUGAGAUCCACGUGCCCAUGGAGCUGAAAAAAAAUCGAUUGCUGCACAUCAGUGUUUGUUCUUAAGUAAUAUAUGCAGUUGCUUAGCUUUAAUCUUACAGCCGGUUACUUAAUCAUAAUGUGAUGCCUGUUUAACAUGUGACCUGUGAAUAGAAGAGGGCCUCAAGUGAGUCUGAUAGUCGAGUGAUAACAGCGCUGAUUUUUAGGUUAAAGACUUAUGUCACCGUAAAACCCGGGUAUGCAGAGCGCAUACUUGGCAUCGGAGUAUUACACCACGAAAUAAUCUAAUUUGAAGUAUUAUGUAAAAAAAAAAUAAGAAAGCACAGCUCUUUCCCUGUGUUUAUUCUUUGCAUUUCACUCGAUUUUGAAAUCGCCAUAAAUAUAUUUUAGCGAGUUGCUGUUUAGUUCUAGCCAAGUUUGUUGCUGAGCCAAGCAUCGUACUGGAGUUUUUACCGAUGCAAAAAAAAAAAAAAAAAAUGAGAGCAGUUUGCCAAUGUUCACAUUUCAUUCCUGAACUGCAUUGCUGUACAAGGGGAGCCCGACAGACCAGGGCACAAAGUCGACCAUUAUGCACAGCAAAAUAAACAAGACACUGGUGACUUUAUUGGACAGUGGGCAGCACUGUGUAAGCUAACAAGUUGACCCACUGUAAUUCAGAAUGUUUUUGAACAUUUUAUAUCCUCUCUCAUCCUUGUUCCACACACCACCCCACCACCACCACCUCCCUGAGCACUGAUUGCCCUUCUUGAUUGAGCCACUUUGUCACUCCAACACUGUUCUUCCGCUUUACAGAAGCGCAGGCCAAAAUAGGUUGCCUGGAGGGAACUUCUGCCCCUUUCAUUCCUCCCAUGACUUAGUUCCGUCAGCUCUGCAGUGUAAUGGUGUUGGUAAGAAUCAAUGAGGCUCGAUCAAGUAGGGCAGUUGAGCUCAAAUGAUUAGUCGCUGGUGGGGUUUGAACUUGCAGUUGGAGGUCUCACUGUCCUAUAGCUACAGAGCCACUCAUUCAUCUACACCCGCAACCUGUUCAACUAAUAAUAACGUUGCUUGUUGGGACCCACAAGCAUACACAAGUCUAUCUCAAAAUGUGAGUUAGGAAAGCAGUGUGUAAUUUAGCAGGUCUACGUUACCAUUCCUCUGAUUAUUUUAGAGUGAGGUGGGAAGGAAGAGCAGUUGAAAUGACCGUGCACGAGUUGGGAUAAUUGCCUUAAGUUAAAUUCAGGUCCACGUUCCAAACUUGGCCAGCCAAACAGCGAUUCACAGAAGAUUCUUUUCUGUUGUGUUGCGGCAGAUUCCAGGUAACUCGAUAGGAUCUGUAUUUAUAACUUAUCACUAAUCAAUGAUUCUUAUUUAUCCUCCGUGUAUUAUGAGUAAGGGAAGCCAGGAAUAGGAACUCCUGUCUCUUUUCAAUUCAUUUUAUUGAAGUUCCAGGGACUCUCCCUGCCUGCAUCUUAUAAAAGUGACUCCCCCCACCCCAUCAAACGAGCGCACGUGCACACACACACACAUAUGUUCAGUUCUUUUCUGUCACACCUUCAGCAGUAAUUGGACUAGUUGCUUGUGUUUUUUACAGUCUGUUUUGGGACUGGAGGCAAAAGAAAUUUCUUGCGAUUUUUUUCAUCACUGAGUAUUGUAUUCUUUUACUUUCUUGGCGUUAUUUACAGUAAUUCUAGGUUUAAAAUUCCCCAUUAGCUGCGGGAAAUUGUUCCUUGCGACCGAGGUUAGUCCCUACCUUCACCACUUCGCAGCUUACGAAUCCUGAUAGAAAUUCCAAGGAAGGUGGAAAUGCCAAACUGAGCUCUGCACUCGUCCAGGCUGACAUAAUAAUAAUUCUUGCAUUUCUCUAUCCAAUGCAAAACCAUGAGGUGGGCGUCUGAGAAGCCCGAAUGUAAACAGAGAAACGGAAAAAUUCUAAGAGAUUCCUGUCUCAAUUAGGUAGUUUCUCCUCAAAGCAAUCAAAGGCCUCAAAAGCAUCAGUAGGAAUAGGAGGGCAGCCGAAACCCUUUCUCUUCGGUGACUUGCCUUCUUCCAGGGUGGAGCUGAGUAAAGGGCACAAUGUGAAAACAGGGAGCAAAGCACUGCCAAUGAUGCUACGGCCAGAAUAGAAGCCAACAUUAAUUGUUAUGCUAACAGAUGAAAAGGCCUUGUACAAUUUCCCCCAGCUCCGUUUUAUGCUGUUGGAAUAAGAACCUUUCUGUCUCCAUCUACUGAUCCACUCCUGGACAAGCCUGGAGUUAUACAGUAGUUAUAAAUUAAGGUGCCUGGCUCUCAUUUGAACACUAUUUCUCUGAUCAAAGAUACAAAUUAUAGCCACCAGAGGAUGCUCUUAUAAGAUACAAGAAGGGAAGGUUAUGUGGGGUCUUUUUAACGGGAUGCUUGUCCUUGCGAUUUUUUUUUUUUCAAUUGCAUGUCAUACUCAAUGAUACACAGAGGAUAACAUUCACUUAAGAUGAGUCGAUGCCUGCAGGUAAGUAAUUUGGAUGAUAUUCCUGCUCAUCAUUCCUUGGUUUCUCACUUGUGACAAAAGAAGGAGCAACAGCAGACAUUCAAAUGUAAACUCGAGUCUUUUAUACAUCUUAUUCAUUAAAUUCAAGCGAAGUCAUGUAAUAGCUAACGAACUGACUGGUCAUGUUCAAUGUGAUACUAACAUUGUUGGUUUAAAAACUGUCAGCUAUUUAUGUCACAUAUGCUACGUGAGCCUUGUCAGUUCUUUAGUACUGUAUUUUGUAUGUUACUCGAGUGAAACAUGCAAAACAUUUUAGUUCCUUCAAAGUUACUUUCUUGAAAUUAAAGACAUGACAUGUACUGUAUUAUGUAACGACUUGCUUCAUAGUUUUGGUUUAUAUAAAACAGUAGUAUUAAAAUUGACGAAUGUAGAUCCUU